This is a messenger RNA of Arabis nemorensis, 2259 nucleotides long. The record is from the annotation of a GenBank genome assembly. Lineage: Eukaryota; Viridiplantae; Streptophyta; Magnoliopsida; Brassicales; Brassicaceae.
AUGAUGGUCGAAGAUCUUGGUGUGGAGGCGAAGGAGGCGGCUGUACGGGAGGUGGCGAAGCUCUUGCCGCUACCGGAGCUUUUGCAAUCUAUUUCUUCAAUCAAGGCCGAUUACAUCGCUCGUCAACAGGCGAAUGAUGCACAGCUUAGUACCAUGGUCGCUGAGCAGGUUGAACAAGCUCAAGCUGGGUUGGAGUCGCUUUCCUCAUCUGAGAAAACCAUUUAUGAACUGCGGGAUAAUUUCAUUUCUAUCGACAAGCUUUGUCAGGAAUGCCAAACUUUGAUUGACAAUCAUGACCAAAUAAAGCUGCUGAGUAAUGCCAGGAAUAAUCUAAACAAAACUCUAAAGGAUGUAGAAGGUAUGAUGUCAAUUUCUGUUGAAGCUGCUGCGGCUCGGGAGUCUCUGAGUGAUGAUAAAGAAAUUGUUAACACUUACGAGAGACUAACAGCACUUGAUGGUAAACGGAGAUUUGCCUUAGCAGCUGCUGGAGAGGAGGUUGGAAGGCUAAGGGAGUAUUUUGAAGACGUUGAUAGAACAUGGGAAACAUUCGAGAAGACAUUAUGGGGUCACGUUUCCAACUAUUACAAACUUUCUAAAGAAAGUCCACAAACACUGGUUCGUGCUUUGAGGGUUGUUGAGAUGCAAGAAAUUCUUGACCAACAACUUGCUGAAGAAGCAGCAGAGGCUGAGGGAGAAGGCGCAAUGGCAUCUGUAGCAAAUCCUCGAAGACCUGGCAAGAAAUCUACGACAACGUCAGCUUCAUCAAAGGGUCUCGCUCAACAGAAAUUAAAAGUCCAAGGAAAAGGCUACAAGGACAAAUGCUAUGAGCAUAUUCGAAAGGCAGUCGAAGAUCGAUUCAACAGGCUUUUGACGCUUGUAUUCGAAGAUCUAAAAGCAGCUUUGGAGGAAGCAAGAACGAUUGGAGAGGAACUUGGAGAUAUUUAUGACUACGUGGCUCCUUGUUUUCCUCCGAGAUACGAGAUAUUUCAGCUUAUGGUGAACCUGUAUACCGAGAGAUUCAUACAAAUGCUCAGGUUGCUCAGUGACAGGGCGAACGAUCUGACAAAUAUAGAGAUUUUAAAGGUGACUGGUUGGGUGGUAGAGUACCAAGAAAAUUUGAUUGCACUUGGUGUUGACGAUUCACUAGCUCAAGUGUGUUCUGAGAGUGGUUCAAUGGAUCCUCUAAUGAAUGCAUAUGUCGAAAGAAUGCAAGCUACAACGAAGAAAUGGUACAUGAAUAUCCUUGAGGCCGAUAAAGUGCAACCACCUAAGAAAACAGAGGAAGGAAAAUUAUACACACCGGCUGCUGUAGAUUUAUUCAGGAUACUUGGAGAGCAAGUGCAAAUUGUCAGAGAUAAUAGCACCGAUGUUAUGUUGUACAGGAUUGCUUUGGCUAUUAUUCAGGUUAUGAUUGAUUUCCAAGCAGCUGAAAAGAAGAGAGUUGAAGAGCCAGCUUCUGAUAUUGGUCUGGAACCUCUCUGCGCUAUGAUAAACAACAACCUUCGCUGCUAUGACCUUGCCAUGGAGUUGAGUAAUAGCACUUUAGAAGCUCUUCCACAGAACUAUGCGGAGCAGGUUAAUUUUGAAGACACUUGCAAAGGUUUCUUAGAGGUGGCUAAGGAAGCAGUGCAUCAAACAGUUCGUGUUAUCUUUGAGGAUCCAGGAGUUCAGGAAUUACUUGUCAAGCUUUACCAGAAAGAAUGGUGCGAGGGACAGGUUACCGAGUACCUCGUGGCAACUUUUGGUGAUUAUUUCACAGAUGUGAAAAUGUAUGUCGAAGAAAGAUCAUUUAGAAGAUUUGUUGAAGCUUGUCUGGAAGAAACAGUAGUUGUUUAUGUUGAUCAUCUCCUAACACAGAAAAACUACAUCAAGGAAGAAACUAUUGAACGGAUGAGGUUAGACGAGGAGGUUCUCAUGGACUUCUUUAGGGAGUAUAUAAGUGCAUCUAAAGUGGAGAGCAGAAUCAGAAUAAUGAGCGAUCUGAGAGAACUUGCAUCCGCAGAAAGUCUAGAUGCAUUUACACUCGUGUACUCGAACAUUCUUGAGCACCAGCCUGAUUGCCCGGCCGAGGUUGUGGAGAAGCUUGUUGGACUGCGUGAAGGCAUACCGCGGAAGGACACGAAAGAGGUGGUACAAGAGUGCAAAGAAAUAUAUGAGAACACUUUAGUAGAUGGCAAUCCUCCGAAGACAGGCUUUGUAUUCCCGAGAGUCAAGUGUUUAGCUGCUUCCAAAGGAUCUCUCUGGCGAAAACUCACAUAG